CUCCUGUAUCUCACUAUGUGACUUGACGCUACUUGCCUCCGCAGUUGCACCGGCUUCUUUUGUGUCCUAGCGGGACGAUUUACUUGGAUUCAUCCAUUACAGGCCAUCUGCCUGUCGUCGCCGUGACGCGGGGAUCGCAGGGUGUUUUGCGCAGUUUUUACGCGAAGCUGAUAUGCGGAGAAAAGCUGGGAUGUGUUCCCUGGACUCACUGCAUUGAUGUUCGUGAGCUUCUGUCAUCACAGGCCUCAUUCUCCCAUUACUGGAGCUAGUUCCUCAUUAUAAUGGUGCGGUGAAAAGGGCGUUUUGUUCCGCGAUAAGGUCAACAGACUGACAUAUAAAAUGAAGAUUUGGAGCACGGAGCAUGUUUUCAGUUACCCUUGGGAGACAGUGAUCAAGGCUGCUAUGAGGAAGUACCCCAACCCCAUGAACCCUAACGUGAUCGGGGUGGACGUGUUGGACCGCAGUCUGGACACAGAGGGCCGGCUUCACAGCCACAGACUCCUCAGCACAGAGUGGGGCCUACCGGCUAUCGUCAGAGCGAUACUGGGAACCAACCAGACACAGACCUAUGUGAAGGAACAUUCCAUAGUUGAUCCAGAGGAGAAAAAGAUGGAGUUGUGCUCAACAAAUAUCACUCUAACUAACCUCAUAUCUGUGGAUGAGAGGCUUCUUUAUAGACCACACCCAGAAAAUCCUGAGGUGACUGUCCUGACCCAGGAAGCCAUCAUUACAGUGAAGGGAGUCAGUCUGGGCAGCUACCUGGAAGCCAUGAUGGCCAGGAGUAUGUCAGCUAACGCCAGGAAGGGUUGGGAUGCUAUUGAGUGGAUUAUUCAGAACUCUGAAAGAGAAAAUGUUCCUCUCUGUGACAUUUACUAACGCUGAUGUUGAAGUGUACAGUGGCAACUAUUUUCCCCGGCUACACCUCAUAAACAACUGGCGAUCCUCAGCAUUUCCAGCAUUUCUCUGGCCGGUGGUGGUCUGAGAGGUUUUUUUCUGGAUUUCUGUCUGAAACAGCACUGGAAGAACAAACAAAAAGUAACAUUUUUGCCAAAGCUGAAUGAUUAUUAAAAAGUAUUAGAGUAGAUUUUAAGAGAUAAGGGGCCAACUGUGGUAGGCAUAACUCAUUGCUCACUGACUACUCAUUAACUCAUUAGCUGUUUAAAGAAGUGUUAGCAAAACAGAGAGCUGCAUCAGCUUCACUGAAGGACCACCUGAAAACACUGUUUGAAAUAUUAUAUUACAGAUGACUUUCACACCAUGCCAUAUUAUUUUUAAAACUGUAGGGAGGAAGGAUGCAAAAGACGACGAAGUGGUACAAUGUUACUAAUAUGCAACCAACUUCAUGAUUUUAUUUGAACUAAUGUAGAUUUUGUGUAGUGUCACACAACAGAGACUAUAGUAGGAGUUUAAAUUGGAAAGUUUUUAUUGGUGCUUAUUACUUGUUACAACGGGGCACAGACUGUAGAUCAUGUCCGCAUGAUAGUAGUAAAAAAAAAACAGCAAGAAUGUGGGAGUGGGAAGAAAAAUAUUUAGAUAGACAAUAUCAGUUCUUUGACUUACUAUCACAAAAACAAGAUGGGAAUGUAUCAUUAGCAUCGCCUUCUUUCUGUACUCUCAAAGCAUCAAUACACCGGCUUCUUUUUGAUGUAGCAUGGGCAGCAGGUUUGCAAGCAGGUUACUGAGGAAGAGGAGGAUCGUGCAGGUUAUACAAACGCACACAGGCUAAACCAUUUAUAAUGGCCUUAAGAUGAUGCCUGUGUAUUGUUGCUUUGAGGGCAGUGCAAUGCCUUUGCCAGUCACACCUGUCAUGCUUCCACAUGCUGAACUACUCCAUAACCUGUAUACCCUGAGGAGCAGGGCAGUACUGUAUGUGCAAUUCUGCAUUGGGAGAAGCACAGCGUGCUAAAUCAGCUUUCUGAGUAAAAUUUAAAAAAAUUACAUAUUUGUAUAAAUAUUAUUUAUUUAACAAUGUGUGAUAAAACGUAAAUUAUUUCAUGUGUGUGUGGGUGUGUGUUCAUUUCAUGGGGGGAAAACGUUACUUUUUCUUUUUCUUUUUUUUUUUAUUUGUAACUUGAAACAGUUGUCUUUCUGCAAUGAUUUAAAAAAGUGCUUGAAAAAUUGCUGAAGUCAUUUAGAUUUUCACUUCAGAGCCACAGUGUCAUUUUAUAGCAUGAAUCUCUCUAUACAAGGCUGACACUGCCUGAAUGCUUUGGUUUGUGUCAAUAACACUCACAUUUGAAAAGAAGCAUACAUCUGAGGCAAACCUCUCAGUAACUGUUGCACCAUGACCACAGUGAACAUACCAAGAGUUUUUUAAACUGCAGUGUAGUUCAUCAUUUGUCCAAUUGGGGGCACACAGAUACCUAUGGUGCGGCCUCUGUUCACCUCCAGCAAGAAACCUAGAAAAUGUUUAAAAGUUGUCCUCAUGUAAGCUCAUUGUAUACGCCGUUCAAUAAAUAAAGGAAACUUCUUUUUUUUUUUUUUAAUUAACGGCGCACUUAAUGAUCACGGCAUUACACAAAGUCAGUUAAACUUAAGGCAUAUCAGUCUAUCGAGUUUUGUGAAUUCAUUAUGCUUGCUUUGGUAAACAUGAAAGUUACGAGGUUCACCGAUUAGGGGAAAAAUUACAAGACAACCCCCCUAAGAGGGAAUGGUUUUACAGGUGGUGCCCACAGAACCAUUGCGCUCUCCUUUUCCCUGCUGCCUGAUUUCUCUCUAACCCUGCUUUUUGCUUGCAUCCUUAUCACUACUGGUAACAUGAGACAGUACCUGCAGCCCAUUCAGGCUGCACAGGUAGACCAGGUCCUCCAAAAAUGGCACAUCAAUGUAUGCUGUUGCAGGAAUGUUUACUGUCUCAAAAGUGUUGCAGAGAUCCCACGAGAGGGGCCAUUACACAGGAAGAGAGGGAGGUAACCCAGCAGCACCAGUAUCUGCUCCUUUGUGCAAGAGAAUAGGGUGCCAGUGUUGGGCCUGGCAAUUCUGGUGUUACUAAGAGAAUGCACACUAAGCUGCAUGGUACUGGUCUGAGAACUUCAGUCCCACUAAAUGAUGUCAGGACAUCAUGCCAAGUCUGUUACUUCCCAUUUUGGUCAGAAACAUGCAGACAAGUAGCCAGCUGGAGGUCAUUUUGUAGGACUCUAGCAGCACUCAUGCUUGCACAAAAUAAGUCCUGCCUAGCUCUCCUCAGAUCUUCACACACUGGAAACCGUUCUCAGACACACACUAAAUUUUCUUGCAACAGCGCACACACACACACACACACACACCCUGGAGGAGCUGGACUACCUGUCUAACCUCCAGCUACCAGAAGUGAUGGGGAAACUAGCAAGAAGCUUCCUUAUUUUGCAGUUGUUUCCACUCCAGAGCACUUGUCACUUUUAUUUGCACCAAGGAAAGUGAACUGGUGUACAAUGGAUUCUGCUUCCUAACUGGACAGAUUGAUUCCUUGAAGUUUAACUGUGUGUUAUACCAUGAUGAUCAAGUGCUCUAUUCAUCCCCCCCCCCAUAGAAAGGUGUAGCGACUACUCAGAAAUGACACCAGCUUUAAGGGCUUUUUUGCCCCCCUUUUAUUAAUUGAACAGAACAUAAAGAGAAUGCAUUGCAUAGCAUGUACAUCAUUCUUCACUGUCUGAUCAGUGAAAAAAUAAAAUAAAAAAGUGAGUCUGGGUCAGACUGCACUUUUCCUUCAAACCCAAGUGCACAAGCUGAGCCGCUUGCCAAAAAUCUCAUUAAGUAAACACAAUCAGCUCGAUGUCAUGCGGGAUAUCUCAAACAGUUAACUUUGGUGUGAGAGCCUCAGAGCUUAACCCUUCUGUAAAUGAGACACUUGAUGUUUAAAAUGAUAAAAAAAUAAAAAAAAUAAACAGCAUUAGGAUCUGAAAGCAUUGCAAACAAGGCACAAGCUGUACCUAUACGGCUUCAAGUUUCAUGAUAAAGGCACACACCACUGUUACACUGACUUUGAUAACAAUCUUUGGUAAUACUGCACUCACGUGCUGCGGCUGUAUCGCCUGCAACAGGAAAAAAAAAUCAAAUCCUUAUAAAAGUGAAAAAGAAAUCAAAAUAGAAAAGACUAUGACAGUGCGUCAACGUGUCAAACCCAGUCUAAACGGUUAUUUACAACUCAUGCUUACAUUCAUUUUCUCUUAGGUACCGCUGCAACCUAACAUUUACUUUUCUUCAUCCCAGUUCCAAACAUGAAUAUUAGUACAGACUCCAUCUAAACACCAAGCACACUGCACCUCCCCAUACGAGCAAUAACAAAUACAACUUUAAAGAAAUCGCUCUUCUUCCUUUGAAGAACAAUUACUGAAACCACUGAAAUACAAGAUUAAAAUAAAAAACAAAAUCCAAAAAAA
Messenger RNA from Haplochromis burtoni (Burton's mouthbrooder), 4358 nucleotides. It is a transcript of the gene prelid3a, whose product is annotated as PRELI domain containing 3A. Gene Ontology annotation, biological process: phospholipid transport. The record is from RefSeq and is a predicted model, not a curated record. Gene Ontology annotation, cellular component: mitochondrial intermembrane space. Bases 340 to 876 code for a protein of 178 amino acids. NCBI's taxonomy places the organism in Eukaryota, Metazoa, Chordata, Actinopteri, Cichliformes, Cichlidae. The transcript has 7 exons. Gene Ontology annotation, molecular function: phosphatidic acid transfer activity.